UCAUUAGCCACAUUUCAUCUUAUACCUGGUAACAACUUUCAUUCCAUUCUUUCACUCUACUUUCUACUCAAAUUGUAAAAUCAACUAUUCAACCUUGACAUCUGCUCGUUUCUCUCUAGCUAUCUUCAUGGCUUAAGGCGAGAUUCCAAACCAAACGAAAUAUAAUCAGACAAAAACGAAGAUGAGAUAUGAGGAAAAUAUCCGUACUCAGCAAUGUCAGGUAUCCAGCACUUGCCGGAGCAUGUCAUUGCUCAGAUUAAAUCGUCUACCACCAUAACGUCGCUUAACAGUGUUGUCUGCGGCUUGGUUCAGAAUUCUCUUGAUGCAUCAGCUACCAAAAUCACAAUUUCAAUCGACUAUAUUCGAGGAAAUUGCUCUGUCGAGGAUAACGGUUUAGGUAUCGCUCCAGAUGAGUUCACGCCUACCGGUGGUCUCGGCAAACUUCAUUAUACGUCUAAAUUUCCACCUAGUGGCGAUAUUCAUGGACGACAUGGUGCUUUUAUAUCUUCCGUCGCUGCAUUGUCGCUAUUGUCAAUAACAUCCCAUCAUUAUGGUUACCAUUCCCAUAACUCGAUUAAAAUUCACAACACCGAAAUCUUGGCACGUCAUACCCCCUCGUUACCAGAGCAGAGAUUGCUAAGCUUUCCUCAUGGGACCCGCACAACUGUUCGAGAUCUAUUUGGGUCCAUGCCGGUGAGGGUUAAACAAAGGGCGAUUGAUGCUGAAAGAGGCGCCAACGCCAAGAACUGGGAGUCACUCAAGCGUGCCCUCGUAGCACUGCUGCUCGCUUGGCCAGGCCAAGUCUCUAUAUCAAUCCGCGAUUCCGUAGAUGGGCGUAGUCUUACAAUUCGUACUCCCGAAGAAUCCUCAACCCCCGGAGAUGGUAAUUACGAUACGCUUAACCUUAUUACUCGUGUUUCGAGGAUAAUCUUUCAAGCCCAGCUAUCCGAUGAUCGCUCUCGGGAUUUGUGGGUGCCCCUUAAGGCAUCGGCAGGGGCAAUCUCGGUUGUAGGUGCGAUAUCACUCGUCCCUGUAUCAUCUCGACAGAUACAAUUUAUUAGCAUAGGCGUACGGCCCAUCUCUAAUGACCACGGACCAAACGUCAUUUAUGAAGAAAUUAACAGGUUAUUCGCGAACUCGAGUUUUGGGGUAGAAGAAGAGAGCGAAAACUUCAGUGAGAAUAACCAAAAUAAGCAAGUUGACGACCGCCGAAUGAAACUAGAUCGGUAUACCAAUCAGGAUCUGAAGGGUAGAAAGGGGGUCGACCGGUGGCCUAUGUUCUAUAUUAAAAUUACUCUAGGGCAAGUCUCUCGAAUCGCUCACUAUGACGUAGAAGAGAUCAUAGAUGAGCACCACAAGAGUCUAAAAGCAAUCAUGGACGUUUUAUCCGCGGUCGUGUACGAAUUUCUUAAAGCCCAUCACUUUCGCCCAAGGCAUCCUAGGUCUCGUAGGAUCACAUCUAAGCGUUCGAGUUCUUGCGACUUACGCAGACACUCUUUGUCUAGAAGCUCCACCCCGAAAGAUGAAUCUCGAGUGGCUGGGUCCAAGCUAUCUCGAACUCAUAUACCAUCUGCCGGGGAUUUAGCUAGCACUCGUCUUAAUAUCAAGUCUAGCCACUCUAGCUUGCGGCACCCUACUCCUUUCGAUUCCUGGAGUCGUAUAAAAUCAGGACAGCCUCAGUAUGCGCAUCUGUACGAGAAAUCUUCGGAUUGCAACAUUACGGGAUAUACUCGUAGCCAAAACCAACCAACAGCGGAUAUAUCACACUUAGAAGAUAACGAUAAUAUUUCGGAUACGCCAUUAGUUGCUUCGGAUGGUACGCUUCUCCGUAUUCCCUUUCCUGAUGUAGAAAUGGAUACACCCUGGACUAUCCAUAGAUCCACUUCUGAAGAGGAAGGUCUAAGCAGAGCACAAUUGCAAUUAAGAGAAGGCAAAGAGCUCCUAUGGACCAACCCGACAACCAAGGAUACCUUGGUUAUCGAUACUCGUACCGGUUCGGUGAUUCGACCAUUCCAACCUGGAGCUGGGGGAUCCGAAUUGCCUGACGAAAUCCGUCGUCUACCUUUAAGAAAGAAGCUCCGUAUUAACACCAAACCAAUUGCAAGCGAUAUAAGAAGUGAGUGGUUAUGUAGUCUGAUAUCAUCCUGGACCAACCCGGUUUUUGAAAUACACGAGCCACCGAUCCCAGUUGCGUUUGACGAAGGGAAAGUACUCUUUCUGGCAACAAACACAGCUGAGAACGGCUGCCAUGGGUGCGAUUCUGGAUUAUUGGAAUCAUUUCAAACCAGUUAUAGUAUGGAAGGCCGCCUAUCUAAAGAAAGUUUACGAAAUGCUUCUGUAAUAUCUCAAGUCGAUCGGAAGUUUAUACUGGCGAAAGUUCCUUUACCCUCUCCGCCUACCGUUCCAAGUACGGGCGAUAAAAGCCAGCCUUCAUUGCUAGUCAUUAUUGAUCAGCAUGCUGCGGAUGAACGCUGUCGGAUCGAAGCUCUCAUGAAGGAUUACUUCAUGGUUGUAGAGGAUUCUCAAGGCCCAGUCACAGGAAAGCCUCGGUUGCGGAUUCAUGCCCAAGCCGAGCUUCUGGAGAAGCCUAUCGUAUUUGACAUUUCCGUUCGGGACAGUCGCCGAUUUGAGCAGUCUGCCGAGUACUUUAAGCAUUGGGGAGUUGUGUUUCAAGUAAUCUUGGUGCAGAAAUCAAAGCGCGACAGCGUGGAGAAAUCUAAGCUAAAAGUAUUCGGGUUACCACCCAGCAUAGCUGAAAGGUGUCGCUCAGAACCUCGGUUACUCAUCGAAUUACUAAGAAAGGAGAUAUCAAAUCUUGACGAACAUGGGCAUAGUACUUCUCAGCAAACGAGAAUAGAGGCAACUCAGGGAGCUGCCGAUGGCUCCGCUGAACUACACUGGCUGGCUCGGUUUCACGGGUGUCCUAGUGGCAUUAUGGAAAUGAUCAACUCGAGGGCGUGUAGGAGCUCUAUUAUGUUCAAUGAUGUUCUUUCUCACGAGGAAUGUGUCAGCUUGGUGAGCCGGUUGGCGGACUGCACGCUACCUUUUCAAUGUGCCCAUGGACGGCCAUCGAUGGUGCCGCUGGUAGAUCUAAGCAGAAUCCCUACAGAGGUGAUAGAUGUAAAGAAACCUACGGGUAGAUUUGGGCAGCAGUUCAAGAAAUGGAAAUCAAGUAUGGGCAAUAGUUAAACAUCUAUAUAAUUGGAGGAAGAGUGUUGACUGUUGUUCUAAUAUAUACUUGUUAUACUAUUUGCUAUAUUAAGUACCUAGGUACCUAGAUACCCCAUAUGCUAGAGAAGUUCUGAGAA
Daldinia caldariorum is the source of this 3308-nucleotide messenger RNA. RefSeq lists its product as uncharacterized. The transcript has a single exon. The record is from RefSeq and is a predicted model, not a curated record. Lineage: Eukaryota; Fungi; Ascomycota; Sordariomycetes; Xylariales; Hypoxylaceae. Gene Ontology annotation, molecular function: ATP-dependent DNA damage sensor activity; ATP binding; ATP hydrolysis activity. Gene Ontology annotation, cellular component: mismatch repair complex. Bases 214 to 3189 code for a protein of 991 amino acids. Gene Ontology annotation, biological process: mismatch repair.